Acytostelium subglobosum LB1 is the source of this 936-nucleotide messenger RNA. RefSeq lists its product as hypothetical. The record is from RefSeq and is a predicted model, not a curated record. Gene Ontology annotation, molecular function: ATP binding; protein kinase activity. Bases 1 to 936 code for a protein of 311 amino acids. The transcript has 5 exons. NCBI's taxonomy places the organism in Eukaryota, Evosea, Eumycetozoa, Acytosteliales, Acytosteliaceae. Gene Ontology annotation, biological process: protein phosphorylation.
AUGCCUUUGGCUGAUUAUAUAUUAGAUGGAGAGUUGGGAAGAGGUGCAUUCUCAAUUGUCUACCGCGUCAUUGACAGAAAGUCAAAGAAGGAGUUUGCCAUGAAGGUCAUCGAUAGGAAGUCAUCAUCAAAGGCAGCACUCCAAACAGAGAUUGAGAUCAUGAAGAAAGUCAGUCAUCCAAAUAUCGUAACGAUGCAUGAAUACUUUGAGUCGACAGAGAAGAUCUACUUGGUCGUGGAGUUGGUGACAGGUGGUCAGCUAUUCGAUAAGAUUAUGGAGAAGAAGUUCUUCUCAGAGAAGGAGGCAAGAGUGAUUGUCAAGCAGUUGUUAGAGUCAUUGCAGUAUCUACACAGUGUUGGAAUCGUACACAGAGAUCUCAAGCCUGAGAACCUAUUACUAAAGAAUGAGAAGGAUCUCACCAUUGCCCUCUCGGACUUUGGUCUCUCCAAGAUCCUGGCAGACGAUGUCUUUAUGAAGACAACAUGUGGAACACCAUCAUAUGUUGCACCAGAAGUAUUGAAUAACAUUAAUAACGCACCGACUGCGUAUACUGAGGCGGUUGACAUGUGGUCUGUAGGAGUGAUUGCCUAUAUACUUAUGUGUGGCUUCCCUCCCUUUUACAGCGAUGACAUUAGGAAGCUGUUCGAAUCGAUCAUGGCUGCCAGCUACGACUUCCCAGAGAAGUACUGGAAGAACAUCUCCAAGGAGGCCAAGCACUUUGUCAACUGUUUCCUCACCGUCGAUCCAGCAAAGAGAUACACUGCCAAGCAGGCACUCGAGCAUCCAUGGUUAACAUUGGCUCCACAAUCAGCACCUCUACCACAUUGGAAUGAUCAGAUCAAGAAGUAUGUUGUGAUUCGCAGAGAGGAGAGCAAGAAGUUUGGCGCAGAGUUGGUGUUCAACACGAAGCUGGCACAACCAACUACACAGUCUUAA